AUGGCUGUUCUUUUCAAUCUCUUUAUUCUUUCUUGCUUCACUUUGCUAUGCUUCACUAUUAAUACUACAUCCUUAGCCACCACUAGUCCCACUAUCACAAUACUAAAGCGAUUAGUCACCCAACUUAUUCACCAUAAGUCGGUUUACUCUCCAUACUACAACCCUAAGGACACCAUAGCAGACCGAGCUAGGCAUGCCAUAGACAGUUCAAAUGCUCGUUUUGACUACAUAUGGAAGGAGAUUCAAGGGGUUUCUCUAGAAACAGAUGAUGUGCGCUCUAGUGCUAUUCCUGAGACUAAUCAUCACGGAUUUAUGGCAAAUAUAUCCAUUGGUUCACCUCCUGUUCCACAACUACUAACUAUGGACACAGGCAGUAGUCUAUCGUGGACUCAGUGUCAGCCUUGCAUGCACUGUUUUACCCAAGCUCUUCCAAUUUUUAAUCCACCCCAGUCAGCCAGGUAUAGAUUAUUACCAUGUUCGUCUCCCAUUUGCCAUCAAGCUCCUAGUAUGAUUUGUCUAGCUUCACGUUGCGAAUUCGAACUACAAUACGGUGACGGCACCGUUGUAUCUGGGUAUUUGGGCACUGAAAAGAUCACCUUUGAGACUUCUGAUGAAGGAAUAACGUCGGUACCUAAUUUAGUUGUUGGUUGUGCAUAUGACGUGGGUGGUAAUUGGCGUACUAAUGGUGGCCAAAGUAGCGGAGUACUUGGUCUUGGUGCUCAGAUGACAUCAUUGGUGAAACAACUGGGUUCUAAAUUCUCCUACUGCUUUGGUUCUAUAUGGAAUCUUCAAUAUAGUCAUAAUCAUUUGAUUAUUGGAGAUGGAGCAAGAAUAGAAGGCCCUUCUACCCCAAUUACAAUUUUUGGUGGCUACUACUAUGUAACCUUAGAAAGCAUUAGCGUGGGUGAGAAAAAGCUAGAUAUUUCGCCUAAAUUGUUUGAAGUGACUAAACAGGGCACAGAUGGAGUCAUUAUUGAUUCAGGUUCAACACUUACUUAUCUACCAAAAGCUGCGUUCAAUCCACUUAAAGAUGAAGUACUGAGCUUGAUGGAUGGCUUGGUACAAUUUGUCGGAACGCUCCAAUCAAGUCCUUGCUUCAGUGGGUUUAUUGAUCGUGACCUUGUUGGGUUUCCAGUAGUUGCCUUUACCUUUGCAAAUGGGGUUGACUUGGCUUUAGAUGAAAAGAGCUUUUUUUACCCAAGCAGAGUCAAAAAGCUUUUGCAUGGCUAUGGUUCCGAGUACUGCCGCCGACUUGACAUUAAUUGGAGUAUUGGCUCAACAAAGUUAUAA
Quercus robur (English oak) is the source of this 1290-nucleotide messenger RNA. Its product is annotated as aspartic proteinase CDR1-like. Gene Ontology annotation, cellular component: extracellular region. The record is from RefSeq and is a predicted model, not a curated record. Gene Ontology annotation, molecular function: aspartic-type endopeptidase activity. The transcript has a single exon. Gene Ontology annotation, biological process: proteolysis. Lineage: Eukaryota; Viridiplantae; Streptophyta; Magnoliopsida; Fagales; Fagaceae. The coding region runs from base 1 to 1290 and encodes 429 amino acids.